Messenger RNA from Penicillium bovifimosum, 222 nucleotides. RefSeq lists its product as uncharacterized. The coding region runs from base 1 to 222 and encodes 73 amino acids. Lineage: Eukaryota; Fungi; Ascomycota; Eurotiomycetes; Eurotiales; Aspergillaceae. The record is from RefSeq and is a predicted model, not a curated record. The transcript has a single exon.
AUGGCCAUAUUCAGCGCGGCUGGGAUCACCUCGCCUGCGCUUGCUCCGGACUACAUCCUCAGAGGGCUCCCGCCCAAUUCGGCGUGUCCUGAAUCGCGGCGGCUGGGACCUCGUGACCUGAGCCAUUUCUUUCCUGCUGAGGUAUAUGGACAUGGUCAAGAGCUUUUGCCCAGUUUGGCGUGUGUUCUGCUCGGCGCGGCUGGGAUCAAUCGACAUAAAUAG